GACAAGUCCGAACACAUAUCCCGGGCACGCGCUUCGAGAGAGAGAGAGAGAGAGAGAGAGAGCGUAUAAAUAGCGGAGAAUCUACUGUAGUAUUAUCUGAUUAUUCUGCACGCGACGACACACACACACACACACACACACAGUUGCGCGAUGCGCCUGGCGUAAAGUCCUCGCGCACACCUGUCCUGUCUGUGUCUUACCUGUCAGCACACAGCACGCAGUCCGGGCUCGCGCAUAGGUGAGACGGGAGGAUGCGCGCGGCCGAAGCGGACAGACUGGCGGAUGAGCUCACGAGCGCGGCGGCUACCGGAGACACGGUGCGCGCUGAAAUCCUGCUGCAGAGUGGAGCGGAGGUCAACCGCGCAAACCGCUUCGGGAGAACACCUGUACAGGUGAUGAUGAUGGGCAGUGAGCGCAUGGCCAGGCUCCUGCUAUCACACGGUGCGAGCCCGAACGUGAUGGACGUGAGUACGGGGGUGACACCACUACACGAUGCUGCACGUGAGGGUUUCCUCCUCACCGUGGAGCUGUUGGUCAGAGCCGGAGCGGACAUCACUGCGCUGGACAACGGGGGGUGGAGCCCUGCCCAGCAUGCACUGCGGGCUGGCCACGCCCACAUCGCCAAGUACUUACACCCCCUCUAAUCUUCUACUGCUUCUCUCUCACACACACACACAUGUACUGUCGUUCCAAUGUUUUAUUAACCUUGAAGACUUUGUAAUGUUUAUAAACGGCUUAUACACAUCAUCAUCAUCAUGCAGACACUGCAGGCACUUUACACCUUUUAUCUAUUUUAAUACACUUUAUUAAUGUAAUGUUUGUUUAAUAUUAAGAUGUAUCAUGGAUACGAUUAUGAAUGUUUAUAUGCUGGAACACUGAAAUAUAAACCUGAUUAUUAAAUUAAGAUAA
This is a messenger RNA of Hemibagrus wyckioides, 909 nucleotides long. It is a transcript of the gene cdkn2, whose product is annotated as cyclin-dependent kinase inhibitor 2A/B (p15, inhibits CDK4). The record is from RefSeq and is a predicted model, not a curated record. Gene Ontology annotation, cellular component: nucleus. Gene Ontology annotation, molecular function: protein kinase binding; cyclin-dependent protein serine/threonine kinase inhibitor activity. Gene Ontology annotation, biological process: negative regulation of cell population proliferation; regulation of cyclin-dependent protein serine/threonine kinase activity. The transcript is spliced from 2 exons. Lineage: Eukaryota; Metazoa; Chordata; Actinopteri; Siluriformes; Bagridae. Bases 252 to 644 code for a protein of 130 amino acids.